AUGCCCUUCGUCAGCUGUAUUACUGAUAACGUUCCAAAUCUUGAUAUAAUCGGCAAACAUAGCAACAUCACAAUCCAGCUCACGGACACAGUCGUUGACGUUCAUAAUGAACAGUAUAGGGCCAAGGAAACAGCCUUGGGAAACGCUGCUCUCGACCGCAGCCUCUGCCGACUGCUGGUCACCGAUAUGGACAUUUACGGAGCAGCCAAGUAA
Molecule: messenger RNA, 213 nt
Organism: Dibothriocephalus latus
Lineage: Eukaryota; Metazoa; Platyhelminthes; Cestoda; Diphyllobothriidea; Diphyllobothriidae
Source: the annotation of a GenBank genome assembly